Molecule: messenger RNA, 2027 nt
Organism: Drosophila mauritiana
Lineage: Eukaryota; Metazoa; Arthropoda; Insecta; Diptera; Drosophilidae
Product: polyubiquitin-C-like
Exons: 2
Coding region: 130-1962 (610 amino acids)
Biological process (GO): modification-dependent protein catabolic process; protein ubiquitination
Cellular component (GO): nucleus; cytoplasm
Molecular function (GO): ubiquitin protein ligase binding; protein tag activity
Source: RefSeq, a predicted model, not a curated record
GUGAAAAAGUUGAAAAGAGUAGACGUCUGGGCAAGUGAAGAAAGCAAGUUUUUGAAUAUUUCAAAAAGUGCAGACCAAAAGUAAAGAAAUAAAUUAACUUUUCUGUGUGAAACAAGAAAAUAAGCCAAUAUGCAAAUUUUCGUUAAGACUCUGACCGGCAAGACCAUCACUUUGGAGGUUGAGCCAUCCGAUACCAUCGAGAACGUCAAGGCCAAGAUCCAGGACAAGGAGGGAAUCCCCCCAGAUCAGCAGCGUUUGAUCUUCGCCGGAAAGCAGCUGGAGGACGGACGCACUCUGUCCGACUACAACAUCCAGAAGGAGUCGACCCUUCACUUGGUCCUGCGUCUGCGUGGUGGCAUGCAGAUCUUCGUGAAGACUCUGACUGGCAAGACCAUCACCUUGGAAGUUGAGCCAUCCGAUACCAUCGAGAACGUCAAGGCCAAGAUCCAGGACAAGGAGGGAAUUCCCCCAGAUCAGCAGCGUUUGAUCUUCGCCGGAAAGCAGCUGGAGGACGGACGCACUCUGUCCGACUACAACAUCCAGAAGGAGUCGACCCUUCACUUGGUCCUGCGUCUGCGUGGUGGCAUGCAGAUCUUCGUGAAGACUCUGACUGGCAAGACCAUCACCUUGGAAGUUGAGCCAUCCGAUACCAUCGAGAACGUCAAGGCCAAGAUCCAGGACAAGGAGGGAAUCCCCCCAGAUCAGCAGCGUUUGAUCUUCGCCGGAAAGCAGCUGGAGGACGGACGCACUCUGUCCGACUACAACAUCCAGAAGGAGUCGACCCUUCACUUGGUCCUGCGUCUGCGUGGUGGCAUGCAGAUCUUCGUGAAGACUCUGACUGGCAAGACCAUCACCUUGGAGGUUGAGCCAUCCGAUACCAUUGAGAAUGUCAAGGCCAAGAUCCAGGACAAGGAGGGAAUCCCCCCAGAUCAGCAGCGUUUGAUCUUCGCCGGAAAGCAGCUGGAGGACGGACGCACUCUGUCCGACUACAACAUCCAGAAGGAGUCGACCCUUCACUUGGUCCUGCGUCUGCGUGGUGGCAUGCAGAUCUUCGUGAAGACUCUGACUGGCAAGACCAUCACCUUGGAAGUUGAGCCAUCCGAUACCAUCGAGAACGUCAAGGCCAAGAUCCAGGACAAGGAGGGAAUCCCCCCAGAUCAGCAGCGUUUGAUCUUCGCCGGAAAGCAGCUGGAGGACGGACGCACUCUGUCCGACUACAACAUCCAGAAGGAGUCGACCCUUCACUUGGUCCUGCGUCUGCGUGGUGGCAUGCAGAUCUUCGUGAAGACUCUGACUGGCAAGACCAUCACCUUGGAAGUUGAGCCAUCCGAUACCAUCGAGAACGUCAAGGCCAAGAUCCAGGACAAGGAGGGAAUCCCCCCAGAUCAGCAGCGUUUGAUCUUCGCCGGAAAGCAGCUGGAGGACGGACGCACUCUGUCCGACUACAACAUCCAGAAGGAGUCGACCCUUCACUUGGUCCUGCGUCUGCGUGGUGGCAUGCAGAUCUUCGUGAAGACUCUGACUGGCAAGACCAUCACCUUGGAGGUUGAGCCAUCCGAUACCAUUGAGAACGUCAAGGCCAAGAUCCAGGACAAGGAGGGAAUCCCCCCAGAUCAGCAGCGUUUGAUCUUCGCCGGAAAGCAGCUGGAGGACGGACGCACUCUAUCCGACUACAACAUCCAGAAGGAGUCGACCCUUCACUUGGUCCUGCGUCUGCGUGGUGGCAUGCAGAUCUUCGUGAAGACUCUGACUGGCAAGACCAUCACCUUGGAGGUUGAGCCAUCCGAUACCAUUGAGAACGUCAAGGCCAAGAUCCAGGACAAGGAGGGAAUCCCCCCAGAUCAGCAGCGUUUGAUCUUCGCCGGAAAGCAGCUGGAGGACGGACGCACUCUGUCCGACUACAACAUCCAGAAGGAGUCGACCCUUCACUUGGUCUUGCGUCUGCGUGGUGGCGCCAUCUAGAUUUUUUCACACAUAAAACAAUUGAAGUUAGUUGUGCCACAAGGCAACUCAAGAAUUCAUACUAA